Messenger RNA from Serpula lacrymans var. lacrymans S7.9, 2046 nucleotides. RefSeq lists its product as uncharacterized. Gene Ontology annotation, cellular component: fungal-type vacuole membrane. The transcript is spliced from 15 exons. Bases 1 to 2046 code for a protein of 681 amino acids. The record is from RefSeq and is a predicted model, not a curated record. NCBI's taxonomy places the organism in Eukaryota, Fungi, Basidiomycota, Agaricomycetes, Boletales, Serpulaceae. Gene Ontology annotation, molecular function: oligopeptide transmembrane transporter activity.
AUGACUAACAGCCGACAAGUCAACACCGAUGAUCCAUUCCCUGAAGAUCCUGACUCACCGAUUGAAGAGCAACAGCUCACUUUUCGUGCUGUGAUAGUUGGUUGUGGUCUAGGGGCAGUAAUUUCUGCGAGCAACGUCUAUCUUGGUUUGAAGACGGGAUGGACUUUCGGCGCAUCUCUUUUUGGGUCGAUCUUCGGUUUUGCUAUAUUGAAACCUCUCUCAACUGCCGCUCCGAAAUACCUAGGAGGUGGUUAUUUUGGACCUAAGGAGAAUAAUGUUUGCCAAUCCGCAGCGUCGUCUGCAGGAUCUUUGGGACUGCUUUUCACGUCAGGGUUCCCGGCUCUCUAUCAGCUUGGUGUUUUGGGUGCUAGCCCUAAAGAUGAUAUUGGCCGAUUGUUUACUUUCACCAUAUGUUGCGCCUUUUUCGGACUUGCAUUCACUCAGCCUCUGCGAAAGUUUUACAUCCUGAAGCUGAAACUUGUAUUUCCUUCGGGUGUAGCUGCUGCUUACACCAUUCGUUCUCUACAUGUGGGCAAGCACGCUGCUAGAGAUGCCACAAAAAAGACGAAGGCCUUGAUUCUUUCCUUCUGUUUUGCCAUUACGCUACGGGUUGUCAGUGAAUACGCACCCGGACUUCUAUGGGACUGGCAUAUCUUUUAUGCCCUCAACAGAGUUGGUUGGGACUGGAUUAUACGAGCAGAGAGCUGGGGAUGGAUUUGGGAGUGGACACCUGCGUUCAUAGGUGCCGGGAUGCUGACAGGAAUUAACUCAUCUUACAGUUUCUUGGGAGGCAGUUUUCUUGCUUGGGCAAUUGUGGGUCCUGCGAUUGUAACAACUGGACAAGCAUUUGGGAUAGUUGCAGAUGCAAGCAUUCCAGGAUACAUGAACUACAUGGAUAUGUCUCUCACGGAUCCUAUCAAUCAUCCUUCACCCCGCUAUUGGCUUGUAUGGCCUGGAACAUUGAUGCUUUUAUGUGCUAGCUUUGCAGAAGUCGCGUGUAACUGGAGAUCACUAUCUGCAGCUGGCCGUAUUGCUUUCCAAGGCCUAAUGGAGCGCUUCCAUUUUGGUUCAAGAGUAGCUGGUGGUACUGAUCAGAAAGAAGAAUUUUUUGAUCCCGUUCCAGAACACGAACGCGUGCCGUUCUGGAUUUGGGGUUCUGUGCUUGUAGCCAGUAUCAUUGUUACAUGCACUGUCAUGGGGGUUCAGUUCCAACAAAAUGUCGGCAUCACUCUUCUUGCCAUUAUCUUCUCGUUCCUGUUCAGUUUCAUAGGGUGCGAAAGUUCUGGCCGCACGAACAUCAAUCCUGUGACUUCGAUCGGAAACGCAUCACAACUCGUGUUUGGCGGUGUGGGCAAGGGCAGGCACUACUCAGUGCGUCGCGGCGAACUCCUGAACUCCUUAUCAGGGAUGCUAGCUUUAGGGGCGGCGGAGCAAGCCUCGGACAUGAUUAGUGACUUGAAAACAACUCAUCUACUGAGAGCUUCUCCAAGAGCCGUUUUCUGGGCGCAAUCAUGUGGCGCUAUAGUCUCGAUCUUUAUGUCAGCGGGUAUAUAUGUUGUCUUCUCGACUGCAUAUCCGUGUAUCAACGAUCUUAGCUACACGACGUGCAGUUUUCCCACUCCAGAUGUGCAGUCAUGGCGGGCUGUGGCAGUUGCGGUAUCGUCCACAUCACUACCAAUUCCUACAUCUUCUGGUUAUACUGCCAUUGGUCUGGGCAUCGCCGCGGUGCUGUCCGUUGUGGCGAAGUAUACUGUAGUGCCUCCGAAGUACCAUGUUUGGGUGCCUAACUUCAAUGCCAUCGGAAUCGGUUUCAUCAUGAAUGUCUGCACAUAUCCACUGGCAAUGUUCUUUGGGUCCACGGUCGCUUUCUUUUGGCGACAAAAGUUCUUUGCGAACUAUCAGAUGUACUGCUAUGCAGUGGCAGCUGGCUUCAUUGCUGGAGAAGGUCUUGGCGGUAUAGUAAAUGCAGUGCUUACGAUUGCAGGCGUUUCCGGGGCAAUUUAUGGUACUAGUAUCGGUUGUCCUGGAGGUGUAUAUUGCGGUUGA